Messenger RNA from Arxiozyma heterogenica, 429 nucleotides. RefSeq names its product isoleucine biosynthesis protein MMF1 (gene MMF1). Lineage: Eukaryota; Fungi; Ascomycota; Saccharomycetes; Saccharomycetales; Saccharomycetaceae. Gene Ontology annotation, cellular component: mitochondrion; cytosol. The coding region runs from base 1 to 429 and encodes 142 amino acids. Gene Ontology annotation, molecular function: deaminase activity. The transcript has a single exon. The record is from RefSeq and is a predicted model, not a curated record.
AUGUUUAGAAACGCUUUAUUUAGACCAUCAAUCUUUAGAUCAUUAAACACUUUAACACCAAUAGCCACCAAGAAUGCCCCACCAGCCGCUGCUUCGUAUUCUCAAGCUAUGAAAGUUAAUAACUUGAUUUUUGUCUCUGGCCAAAUCCCAUAUACUCCAGAUAAUAAACCAGUUGAAGGUACCAUUACUGAAAAGGCUGAUCAAGUUUUCAAAAACAUUAAAAAUAUAUUAGAAGCUAGUAAUUCUUCAUUAGAUAAGAUUGUUAAAGUAAAUGUCUUUUUGGCCGAUAUCAAUUAUUUUAAGGAAUUUAAUGGUCUGUAUGCUAAAUAUUUUAAUGUUCAUAAGCCUGCUAGAUCAUGUGUCGCUGUUAAAGCAUUGCCAUUAAAUGUGGAUUUAGAAGUUGAAGUCAUUGCUACUGAAAAGAACUAA